This is a messenger RNA of Cydia strobilella, 840 nucleotides long. RefSeq lists its product as uncharacterized. Bases 117 to 788 code for a protein of 223 amino acids. The record is from RefSeq and is a predicted model, not a curated record. Lineage: Eukaryota; Metazoa; Arthropoda; Insecta; Lepidoptera; Tortricidae. The transcript is spliced from 7 exons.
UACCUACUAACAAAAUGCCAUAUUGUUUUACAUACGAAGCGUUAACGCAACUAUCGUUCACGGUUUUUUUUUAACAGUAAUGCCCAAAUAAUGUGACUGUUAUACGCAAAAUAAUAAUGAAUAAUACAUGUGCUACGGUGAUAUUCUGUUUAUAUUUGAUAGUGUUAGUGUGUGCUGAGUUUAGUGACAGUGAAGAACAAUGCACGAUCUCACGCUGCAUAGGCAAAGAAUACCAGUGCAUAGGCGAUAGAUGCUACUGCGCGGUUGGCUAUAUAACCAACCCAGCACAAACUGCCUGCCUCAAAUGUCCAGGAUACAUGGAAAAAUGUUACGGGACAUGCUGUAACCCAUACGGCAAUGGUAGCCUGCAGUGCUUUCAGGGGGUCUGUCAGCGUUGCUAUGACCCUCCUGACAAUUGGAUUUGCAGAGACUCCCUGGAUCAAAUACUGUUGAUAUCCAUAACCCAGGUGGUCAUGGCUACGGCGCUGGUGCUGGGCAUUAUCGCAACAUUCGUGCUACUGUACAAACUGUGUGCUGCGACCAACUUGAGGCCAUCCAGCAGUAGAAGUCGGCUAUCCGUCGGAAGCCUCCAAGUAUAUGUCGAGGAAAGACUAAGAGACGCGCCACCUAGGUACUCGCGAACAGCGCCAGCAGGGUCAUCAGUGUAUCCAGCAGUUGCAUUUUUGAACGCAGGAUUCAUACACGACAGCAGUGUACCUCCGCCGCCUUACAGCCCUGAGAGAAAAGAAGAAGAAACACUACCUCCAAGCCCUCAAAUGCAUAUAUAAUAUAGAGAAUUUAUUUAUAGUUUAAUAAAUAUAAUAAUUCGCUUUAAAAGUU